AUGAAGGUCCUCGCCGUUCUCGUCCUUGCCGUUUUCACCGGUUGCAACGCCAACCUGUUUUAUGCAGACGCGCCCCGCUCGCAUACGGAGGAGCUCAGGGACGGCUUCUGGCUCUACGCCGGGAAAAUCACCCAGACUACCGAUGACACCAUCCAGGUGAUCAGGAAGUCUCAGCUCGGACAGGACAUCAGCGCCCGUCUGAUGGAGAGUGCCGACGCUGCCAGCAAGUAUGCGGCCUCCCUGCAGGAGCAGCUUCCCCCUGUCGCCCAGGACCUCAUCACCAAAGUCAGCGCAGAGGCCGACCUGCUGAAAGAGCGCGUGAACACGGAGCUGAGCACCGUCAGGGAGAGGCUGGAGCCCCUCGCUGGUGACCUGAAGGUGAAGGUCCAGGAGAGGGUGGAGCAGCUGAAGCAGGAGCUGGCCCCAUACGUCGACACCGUGGACGCCGAGGGCCUGAGGAUCACCCUGAUCGAGAAGAGCGAGGAGCUGAAGGCCAGCCUGGAGCAGACCGUGGCGGACCUGCAGGUCCAGAUGGGGCCCUACACCGAAGAAGUGAAGGUGAAGGUGGAGCAGCACCUGGAGGACUUCAAGCAGCGCGUGUCUCCGGUGGCCGAGAAGGUCCAGGGUCAGCUGAAGGAGAGGGUCCAGCAGGUGAGGGAGCUGGCCGCCCCCUACGUCGAAGAGGUGAGGGACAGGCUGAACCCCUACGCCGACGACCUCCAGACCCGUCUCGCCGCCCUCUACGAGUCCUUUGUCAACACCAACUAAUUCGUCCGACUGAAAUGAACUUCCAUCAUGACAAACCAAAUCCAAUGAUCCCAGACGCAUGAAAAUAUUGUUAAGACAAAACAUUCCCCUAUUUGAAAGUUGCUGAUAUUGUAGAGAUUUAUUUACAGUGUUAAAGAGUUUCAUUCCAACAACGUUUGGUCUGUUUCCACUCUGUGUUCUCUUCCUAUAUUAUGGAAAAUUAAAUAAA
Molecule: messenger RNA, 976 nt
Organism: Salarias fasciatus (jewelled blenny)
Lineage: Eukaryota; Metazoa; Chordata; Actinopteri; Blenniiformes; Blenniidae
Product: apolipoprotein A-I-like
Exons: 3
Coding region: 1-768 (255 amino acids)
Biological process (GO): phospholipid efflux; lipoprotein metabolic process; cholesterol efflux
Cellular component (GO): extracellular vesicle; extracellular region; low-density lipoprotein particle
Molecular function (GO): cholesterol transfer activity; phospholipid binding; phosphatidylcholine-sterol O-acyltransferase activator activity
Source: RefSeq, a predicted model, not a curated record